AAAAAACCUUUAAUAAAUCCCUCCCGAUUGGGAAAAAAGGAAUAGGAAAAUCCUCCUUGAGGAACUGCAAUCCCUAACCCUAAACCCUUGACCGAAUUCUGUUCAUUGACAACGCUCCCCAUUUACUCAGUUUUGUUAAAUUACUGAUUCGGUUUCUUUCGGAUUACGAUCAGCCAUGGACGUUGACCAUUACAGCGUCCUGGGAUUACCUUCCGGCGAGGAAGGAGCCAGUUUAACCCCAAAGGAAAUCACCAAAGCCUAUAGAGAAAAAGCCCGCGAUCUGCACCCGGAUAAACGCAAAGACGAUCCAAACGCCCAUGAAAACUUCAUAAAGCUGAAAUCUUCCUACGAAAUCCUCAUUGACGAAAAAGCCCGAAAGCUCUUCGAUGAUCUCCUUCGCGUGAAACGUGACCAGCAACGCCGUUUUGCUCAGCAGGACUCGAAACGGCGGAAAAUGAUGUCGGACUUGGAAGAUAGAGAGCGUGCCUCGUUUGCUCCGGAUCCCAGUGUGCAGGCUAAAGCGGAAGAGGAGAGAAUUGCGAGGAAAUUGAAGGAGGAGAUUGCGAGGAUACGUGCUAUGCACGCGAAUAAAGGAGCGAGUACAGGGACGGGUCCAGGUUUGAAUAAAGAGACCGUGGGGAAAGAAGAGAAUAAUGGGGCCGGAGGCGGUAUGGGGUUGAAUAAAGAGAUGAUUUUGAAGGUUUCUUGGGAGAAAAUUGGGGAGGAUUAUACAGCACAGAAGUUAAGGGAAUUGUUUUCCAGGUUUGGGGAAGUUGAGGAUAUUGUAAUCAAAAGUUCCAAGAAAAAAGGGUCUGCUCUUGUUGUCAUGGCUACUAAGGAGGCAGCUAUUGCUGCUACAGGAAGUGUUAGUGGGAGUCUAUCCAAUCCAUUGCUUGUUGUCCCUCUUAAACCAGCCGUUGUCUCAGAUUUUCGAGCUCCACAGAAAGCCGAGGAAACUGAUCUUUCCAGUAAUUUGGUUGGGGCUGGUUACCAAGCUUUUGAAGAUGCUGUUUUUCAGAAACUGACGAAGGCUGCUGAAAAACAACAAAAAUGACUAAUCAAAUGCGUUGAGGAAGAGAGUUUCAAAUGCAUCAGUGGCUUAUGAUCCUCAGAAAUUCUAUGUAAAGCUACAUGUGCACAAAUCCCAGUCAAGCUCGUGAUUCACCUGACAAUGGUGCUUUGAUGGGAGCACAGUUGUUAUUAGGGGCUCUGGAUGACUCCUUUCCUUGAUUCAAA
Messenger RNA from Theobroma umbraticum, 1236 nucleotides. The record is from RefSeq and is a predicted model, not a curated record. NCBI's taxonomy places the organism in Eukaryota, Viridiplantae, Streptophyta, Magnoliopsida, Malvales, Malvaceae.